Molecule: messenger RNA, 1071 nt
Organism: Ciona intestinalis (vase tunicate)
Lineage: Eukaryota; Metazoa; Chordata; Ascidiacea; Phlebobranchia; Cionidae
Product: dolichyldiphosphatase 1-like
Biological process (GO): lipid biosynthetic process; protein N-linked glycosylation
Cellular component (GO): intracellular membrane-bounded organelle; endoplasmic reticulum membrane
Molecular function (GO): dolichyldiphosphatase activity
Source: RefSeq, a predicted model, not a curated record
CGCCACAUAAGAAAUUUCAGAAAGUCGAUUUCGAGUUUCUCUUGUUUGUUUGGUUCUAUAGUUUGUAGUAGGCGGCAAAUGGUUUUGGUAUUUGCAAUAUUAAAGUUUAACUUUUUGAUCGGUAAAGAUGUCAAACUUCUUAGACAUCGUUUGGACCCCUGUGUCAUUUACGCAUGUUGAAUAUGAAAAAGGCGACCAAUUUGGAAAGUUUCUCGCAUGGACCAGUCUUUUUCCAUUUGUUGUUUUAAGUGGGUUUCUCACACAUAUUUAUUUUAGAAGAGAAAUUCACACAAUUGUCUUUUUUAUUGGAAUAUUUCUUAAUGAAAUGGUGAACUACAUUGUAAAACACAUAGUACAAGAACCUCGUCCAGAUUCUGGGCACACCACCUUAAACGUGAAGCAUGGUUGGCCUUCAUCGCAUUCACAAUUCUCAUGGUUUUUCUUCACAUACCUAAUCCUGUUUAUUUACAUCAGAUCUCAUAACAACAACACAACUUUGGAUCUAAUGUGGAAACAUUGUAUGUCUGCCCUGUGCGUUAUUGCUGGGUGUGUGGUCUCAUACAGCAGGGUGUAUCUUCUCUAUCAUACUGUCAAUCAAAUUGUGUGGGGUUGCAUAUUUGGUACCAUGCUUGGCCUCUCCUGGUUUGCCGUAGCACAGAUUCUUCUUACUCCUUUCUUCCCAUUUGUUGUAACAUGGAGAGUUUGUGAAUUUUUUAUGAUAAGAGAUUCAACACUAAUUCCAAAUAUUAUGUGGUUUGAAUACACAACCUCAAGACAAGAAUCACGUUCACGUUCAAGAAAAAUGUCAAGCAACAAGCUUCAGUGAAAAAGUGCAACAUUUUCCCAAAGAGACAAUGUUUAUGCAUUUAUUUUAGCUGAAGAACUGGUGGAUUGAUUGACUCCUUUUCUUGCACAUUUAUCAGUGAUUUUAUUUAGUACCUGACCAAGCGAAAAAUUUAUUGACAAUUUGCGAUUGCCAUAUUUAUGUUGUUGGUGCUAUAUUGAACAUGCAACGUAUCACCAAACUGUAAACUAGGAAUACAGAUGUAAUUUGUGUUGUGCACUUAAUGU